Messenger RNA from Chiloscyllium plagiosum (whitespotted bambooshark), 1670 nucleotides. RefSeq names its product protein-L-isoaspartate (D-aspartate) O-methyltransferase (gene pcmt1). Gene Ontology annotation, molecular function: protein-L-isoaspartate (D-aspartate) O-methyltransferase activity. Gene Ontology annotation, cellular component: cytoplasm. Gene Ontology annotation, biological process: protein modification process. The record is from RefSeq and is a predicted model, not a curated record. Lineage: Eukaryota; Metazoa; Chordata; Chondrichthyes; Orectolobiformes; Hemiscylliidae.
AUAGGUGGUCUGCUCAUGUUAGUGAUCCUCAGGCGCAGUGGGCGGGCCUUCUCGGGCCGUGACGUAAUGGAGGCCGGCGGCGACGCGCUGGAGGUGAUCAGCAUUGUGGGUAGAGCGGUGUGCGCAGGCGUGUUGCUGACGGCGGCCCUGUACCUGCUGCGCGCGCUGUGUCAGAGGAUGGCCUGGAAGUGCGGCGGAGAGAGCCAAGCGGAGCUCGUCAACAACCUGCGGAAGAAUGGAAUAGUCAAGACAGAGAAAGUUUAUAAUGUAAUGUUGGCUACAGACCGUUGCCACUAUGUAAAGAGUAAUCCUUAUACAGAUUCCCCUCAGUCUAUAGGUUUCCAAGCUACAAUCAGUGCUCCACACAUGCAUGCAUAUGCCCUGGAACUGCUACAUGAUCAAUUAUAUGAAGGGGCUAAAGCACUUGAUGUGGGAUCUGGCAGUGGAAUCCUCACAUCCUGCUUUGCUCGGAUGGUCGGUCCAAGUGGAAGAGUGGUGGGAAUUGAGCAUAUUAAGGAACUGGUAAAUGACUCCAUAAAUAAUGUUAAGAAAGAUGAUCCAACCUUGCUGUCAUCAGGAAGAAUAAAGUUUUUAGUGGGCGAUGGGAGACAAGGAUAUCCAGAGGAAGCUCCUUAUGAUGCCAUCCAUGUGGGGGCAGCAGCAAGCAUGGUCCCACAGGCAUUGCUCGAUCAGUUGAAGCCAGGUGGGAGGAUGAUUUUGCCAGUCGGCCCUCCGGGAGGAAACCAGAUGUUGGAGCAACAUGACAAGCUAGCGAAUGGCAGCAUCAGCACGAAACCCCUGAUGGGAGUGAUCUACGUGCCUUUAACAGAUCAAGAUAAGCAAGUGCCAAGGUGGAAGUGACUCUGCACAGUCUUCCUCAGAAACAAGGGAUGAAAUGUGAAGCUUCAUCUGUGUGCUCAGAACCUGAUGUUAAUGUGGAGUACAUAUCUCCCGUUCUAAAUGCUUUGAAAAUGACAGCAUUGCAGCUUGUUUUUGGACUGGAAAAAAAAACAUCCACACACUUAACUGGUGUGGAGCAGUAUUCUUGCAAUGAAUUCAAUAAACCUUGCCUGGGGAAGAGCUGUUAUAAAGGAUUUUCAGAAUCAAGUGCAGAUUUGGAAGAAAUUUUAUGUGGCUUGGUUUCAUUUUUAACUGGCAAGUGUGAAGCUGCAGCAAGGUGGUACCAGCAGAUGUGUGGUGUGGCUAGUUUUUUUUUUUCUCCCUCAUCUGAAUUGAUAGGUGUUCAAAUCCUGCACCAUUACAACGUAAACUUAACCUGUGCACCCAUGGCACCAAUGACAUAAUAUAUGCAAGACCUUUCUGUAUGCAGGUAUAACUAAGCACUAAACAUUGAAGUUUGUAGUGUGCCUUGAGUUGCCAUCCAGAUUGCCAUGUUUUACUAGUCUCUGGAAUCAACCCUGCCAAGCACUACAUGAAUACGGUGGCAAAUGCAUUGUUGAUUGUAAACACAGAUUUGAACAUAUUGAUGCUUUCAAACAUAGUUUUUUUUAAGUUCUGUGCUGCUAUUCCUUUGCUUUGUGUUGCUUCACAGUUGAAUGUAGUAGAAAUUAUUUAAACCUAUGCUGUACAAGCUUACAACACACUAUGGAUCGUAGUUAAAAUUUCUUCAGUGUAUGCAUUAUUGCUUUGCAAAAUAAAUUUUAAAAGCA